CGUAGAUACCUAGGGACUGGAAUUGCUGGGUCCUACGGUGACUCUUUAGCCUGUUAAAAAACUGCCAGGCUGUUUCCUACCCUGGCUGUGCCGUUUACCUUCCCACCUCCUCGCCAACACGGGCUAUUAUCUGGGGGCUCCCUUUCAAACAGGGUCCCUCUGGCUGCUCUGUGGGGCCCCGGAUGAGGGAAGCCAGCGAGGAACUGUGGCUGGACCAGAGUGCCAGCCGCAGAGGAGGCGAGAAGAGACUGCAAGCCGGAGUUCAUGGCAGUCGUUACCAGAUCAGUCGUGGGGCGUGAGGGAGGCAGGGCAGGGGAAGAAUGACCCCAAAGAUUUACUAUCAGCUGGCUGAGCCUGCAGUAGGAGGGGGUUUGGCGGAUGGGGCUCAGUGUUGGACGCGUCGAGUGCGAGACACCCGCGGACACCCAGCCGGGAAUAUACAGUGGGCCAUUGGGUAUGGGACGCUAGAACCACUCCUGGCGUUCACGGCCCAUUGCUUGAAUAAUUAAAGUCAAAGCGGAAGCCGAAUCCAGGGUCUCAGUUUCCCCCUCCGGAAAAUGGGCACAAUAGCACCACUGACUGCUAGGCUCUGACGAGGCCGGGGCGACUCCUGGGCAGCACAGGGCGGGCUUGCACGUCUGAAAACUGAAGGUACACGUCGGGUGGAAAGACGGCUGGGGGCUGCAGCUCCGGCGAGAAAGGGAGGGCAUUUAAGUACGGUUCGAGCAGCGUCCGUCCGUCCGUCUCCCCACCCCCCGGCGUCUGGCCGCCGUCAGAAAGCAGGAUAGGAGAUUGGGUCGUCACCCUGGCUUCCCCCACUCUCAGCUGGGUUUCCUCCUUGGGGGCGGCCGGGGCCAAAGUCGCUGAUGGAAACCAGCUGCGGGAGGCGCAGAGGCUCGGCGCACGCCCAGGCCCCUCCCCGGCGCCGGCAGACCCCGCAGAGGGGGGAGGACGAGGGCGCCCUGGCUCCCCUCCCCCCUUCCGCAGCCGGGCCCGGGGCCCUGGCACGUCCGGCGCGCCUGAUGCUUUCCAGAUCCAUGUCCAACAACAUGGCCAAGAUCGCGGAGGCCCGCAAGACGGUGGAACAGCUGAAGCUGGAGGUGAACAUCGAUCGCAUGAAGGUGUCGCAGGCGGCGGCCGAGCUCCUGGCCUUCUGCGAGACGCACGCCAAAGACGACCCGCUGGUGACGCCGGUCCCCGCCGCAGAGAACCCCUUCCGCGACAAGCGCCUCUUUUGCGUCCUGCUCUGAGUCUUCGCGACAGCUUACCCCCUCCCUCGCCAAAGAGUGAAUCCAAUAAACGUGGCGGCUGUGGUGGUA
Messenger RNA from Herpailurus yagouaroundi (jaguarundi), 1319 nucleotides. RefSeq names its product G protein subunit gamma 8 (gene GNG8). Lineage: Eukaryota; Metazoa; Chordata; Mammalia; Carnivora; Felidae. Gene Ontology annotation, molecular function: G-protein beta-subunit binding. Gene Ontology annotation, biological process: G protein-coupled receptor signaling pathway. Bases 867 to 1250 code for a protein of 127 amino acids. The record is from RefSeq and is a predicted model, not a curated record. The transcript is spliced from 3 exons. Gene Ontology annotation, cellular component: heterotrimeric G-protein complex.